GGUGGACGGUGCGGGGAUAGAGUGUGGCCGCCGCUCCCCUCUCUCCGCUCCCGGGCGGCCGCUCCGGCCCUUCCGGGCGGCGCCGCAGCCUCAUCCCGCGCCACACGCAGAUGUGGGAAGACAAAUGAAGGGAUUUAGAAGCCAAAUAAGUGUCAGUGGAAAGGAGAGCUACCAUCACUAAGUGCUGAACACGAGUAAACUCAUUUUCAGAGUUAAAAAAUUAUUUAAAAAAACAAGAUGGGGACUCCUGGUUCUGGAAGGAAAAGAACACCGGUGAAAGAUCGAUUUUCUGCAGAAGAUGAAGCUUUGAGUAACAUCGCCAGAGAGGCAGAAGCAAGGCUAGCAGCAAAGCGGGCCGCCAGGGCAGAAGCAAGAGACAUCCGCAUGAGGGAACUGGAACGACAGCAGAGAGAGCCUUCUCAUCAUUCCUUUGACCGGAAAUGGGGACAGAUUCACAAGUGGCUGGAAGAUUCAGAAAGGGCCAGAUAUUCUCACCGGUCUGGUCACCACCAUCUUUACCUGGGAGUAGAGGAUACACUGUCCCUUCGAAGCCUUGGCAGUUACAGGUAUGAUACCGUCAAGGACAGAGCAUCAAGAGUUUCGUCAUUAAAUCAUUCUUACAGUCACACCCAUGGGAUGGAGAAGCGAUCCUCUAGUUCUUAUAAAGAUCCACUGAGUGGCCUCUACUUUGACCAGAGAAACUAUAGCAGUCUUAGACAUGGCAAACCUGCCUCUACCUACUAUUUCCGGUCUUCUUCCCUGUGCAGUGAGCCGAUGGGGACCUCCAAGAGUCAGAGCAGGGCUUCCCCUACUGUAACUUCUGGUCUGCUGAGAAGUACCAGUCUGGCAUCAUUGUAUGAUGGUGGAUUAUAUAACCCUUAUGGUUCUCGAACUCCAUCUGAAUACAGUUACUACUCAUCCAGAGCAAGUUCCUCCAGAAGCAGUCCUCCCUUCGAUGAUGACACCGAAAGCAUUGUGUCUUCUGAGCGUGCCAGUCGUGGGCGAAGGGAGAGUGUGGUUUCUGCUGCCGAUUACUUUAGUCGCUCCAAUCGUAGGGGAAGCGUUGUCUCUGAGGUGGAUGAUGCCGGCAUCUCAGACGUGGCCAGCUUGGAUGAAAAAUCUGACAAACAGUAUGCUGAAAACUACACCAGACCUUCAUCUCGAAAUUCUGCCUCAGCAACAACGCCUCUAAGUGGAAACUCAUCCAGACGGGGUAGUGGGGACACCAGCAGCUUAAUAGACCCAGACACCUCGUUAAGUGAACUGCGGGACAUCUAUGACCUGAAGGACCAGAUACAUGAUGUAGAAGGGAGAUACAUGCAGGGGCUUAAGGAACUGAAGGAGUCUUUGUCUGAAGUAGAAGAAAAAUACAAGAAAGCCAUGGUGUCCAAUGCACAACUAGACAAUGAGAAGAACAAUCUGAUCUACCAGGUGGACACCCUCAAGGAUGUCAUUGAAGAGCAGGAGGAGCAGAUGGCAGAGUUUUACAGAGAAAACGAAGAGAAAUCAAAGGAGUUAGAAAGACAGAAACACAUGUGCAGCGUGCUGCAGCAUAAGAUGGAUGAACUCAAAGAAGGCCUUCGGCAGAGGGACGAGCUCAUCGAGGAGAAUCAGCGCCUCCAGCAGAAACUAGACACCAUGACAAAAGAGGUGUUUGACCUCCAAGAGACCCUGCUCUGGAAAGAUAAAAUAAUUGGGGCCCUAGAGAAACAGAAAGAACACAUUGCCUGUCUCAGGAAUGAGCGAGAUGUGCUCAGAGAGGAGCUGGCUGAGCUGCAGCAGACAGUGAAGACAGCAGAGAAACAUGGCUUAGUUAUAAUCCCAGACAGCACUCCCAACGGUGAUGUCAAUCAUGAGCCUGUGGUUGGAGCCAUUACUGCUGUGUCUCAGGAAGCUGCUCAGGUCUUGGAGUCAGCGGGAGAAGGGCCACUAGAUGUGAGGCUACGAAAACUUGCUGGAGAGAAGGAUGAGCUGCUGUCACAGGUUAGAAAACUGAAGCUCCAGUUAGAGGAAGAACGGCAGAAGUGUUCCAGGAAUGACGGCAUGUCCGGGGACCUGGCAGGACUGCAGAAUGGCUCAGACUUGCAGUUCAUCGAGAUGCAGAGAGAUGCCAAUAGACAAAUUAGUGAAUACAAAUUCAAGCUUUCAAAAGCAGAACAAGACAUAGCUACCUUGGAACAAAGUAUCAGCCGGCUUGAGGGGCAGGUGCUGAGGUACAAAACUGCUGCUGAGAACGCUGAGAAAAUUGAAGAUGAGCUGAAAGCAGAAAGGAGGAAACUACAGCGAGAGCUACGGACAGCACAGGACAAGAUUGAGGAGAUGGAGAUGACCAACAGCCACCUGGCUAAGCGGCUAGAGAAGAUGAAGGCCAACAGGACAGCCCUUCUUGCCCAGCAGUAGGAGGCAGCCCUUCCAUCUGGGUGCUGCUCUGAGGGCCUUGCUGGGAGAUACUGACUCUUUUGUACAUUGACACAAACCCCCUCAAGUACUGUUUUGAGUCUUGUCAUUAAACAGCCACCUUUGUAUUUUAUAAUUUAUGAGAAUGAAGCAGGUUUAUGGAUUUGGAUUUUGUUUGUAGUUCACUUCUACAGUGAGUGCUAGUCUGUGCUGUUUUUAUUUUCAACCUUCUAGAAUCACGUUUUCUCACCAUCUUCUUCCAGCUGCCUCACUGACUAGGCACUUGGGCAGCCUUGCUGUGGGUUCUGGAGGAUGGCCAUUCUGAGCACUGAGUCACUUGCUGGAGACCUCAAAAACACAAGUGCCUUCUCCACAAUGUGAUACAGGCUUCAGAGACCCAAGUGGCCAAGAUUCCUACUCCUCUUACCAGAGCAAUUACAUUUCAGUGAGGAUGUCUUCAGCAGUGGGGAGUCUGUGUUUCACUCAAAUUUGUGUUUGGAGGAAAAAGCCUUUUUUUGUAAGAUAUUUAAAUUUAUAUAAAAAAUGUUAGAAAACAUUAUGGGGAGUGUAUAUUAAACUUCAUUGCAUGGGACAGAGCAAGUCCAAGCCUGUACUCCAAAGAGUAGGGUCCUCAGUCUCCGUACCAACUGUGCUGUUGUGUGUAUUCUCAUCUGCUGCUUAUUUGUGAAAUGAAACCUCAGACAAGCUCAAGGGACGAGGGAGGGCAGUGCAGGCAGGUAGGGGACCUGCCUAUUAAACACACCUUUCUGCCAUCCAGGACUGGCUGCGGGCAGUCGUUAAAGAAGCCUUUAGGACAAGUCAUGGCAACCAUGUACAGUCCUGUCUUGCUUUUCUUUUCUCAAGAUGAGAUAAUCUGGAGUACAGAACUUUCUUCUACUUUUUUGAGAGAAAGGAUCUAUGUAGCCCAGGCUGGUCUCCACCUCACAACCAUCCUCACUGGGCCUCUUGAGUGCUGGGAUUCCAGGCAGGUACUUUCACGCCUGGUUCCAGAAUAUACAAUGCUUAAGAACUUUCAUCUUUAAAGGGCCCAGUUCAAGAUACCCCUGCCCCUACUGUGACUACUUUAUAGGGUUUGUGAUUCUCUUUUGUCAGAAUCAAGGUGGUUUCAUGGGAAUGAUUACUGUAGCUUGAAGUGUUUACAAAGAAACUAUACUGAGGAAAAAUCUAAUGAAUUAAAGCCUCUUAAUAAAUCUAGCCUUGGAACUAGAUAAUAAAAUUAACUCACAAGUGAA
Messenger RNA from Grammomys surdaster, 3650 nucleotides. RefSeq names its product LRR binding FLII interacting protein 2 (gene Lrrfip2). The transcript is spliced from 29 exons. NCBI's taxonomy places the organism in Eukaryota, Metazoa, Chordata, Mammalia, Rodentia, Muridae. Gene Ontology annotation, biological process: regulation of DNA-templated transcription. The record is from RefSeq and is a predicted model, not a curated record. Bases 238 to 2400 code for a protein of 720 amino acids.